Sodiomyces alkalinus F11 is the source of this 2295-nucleotide messenger RNA. RefSeq lists its product as hypothetical. NCBI's taxonomy places the organism in Eukaryota, Fungi, Ascomycota, Sordariomycetes, Glomerellales, Plectosphaerellaceae. The transcript is spliced from 3 exons. The record is from RefSeq and is a predicted model, not a curated record. Bases 112 to 2184 code for a protein of 690 amino acids. Gene Ontology annotation, molecular function: nucleic acid binding.
CCCCUCGUGUCCAUCAACAAACGUGUUCGGGAAUUACAGUACCCUGGAGCAUCUGCCUAAUGAAACUCCUGGCACCCCUCCAAUUGCGACCUACCAACCUUCCGGCGUGUUAUGCCGCGGUCAAGUACGAAGAGGGGAGGCUACCGAGCAUCGCCUCGCAAUGGCAAAUUCCGCAUUAGUACAAAAUCCGAUUGUCCGGCGUCGAACCAACAAGAAUUACGGGGGUCAUCGACAGCAUUCACGUUAGCAGACGAAGCGCGCAGUACGGCUCAUGGACAGGAUGCCUGGAGCAGGGAGUCUCGUCUGCGUAGUCGACCUGUUUGCUUUGUCAGUGCGGGGGCUGUUGACCCUACGGGACAACUCGAACAACAGCUCCAACAAAAGGCUAGCAACGCUCUAGAAGAACUGUCGCAGCGGUCUAACGAGCAUGAAGACGAACCUGCGAGCAAUAUGACACCAAAGUCUGGACCGGCAACAGCCACCCUCGAGACAGAGUUAACGAAAAGUAGUUAUUCUUUCGAGUCGAUUUCACGUAGUGACCAAGGCCAGUUGGAAACUUCGGUGUCACGGAGUGCCUCAAACAUACCGGCAGCUCCCUCGGGCCUAGACCUUAUGAGCGGUUAUUUGGAACCUAAAUCUAUUGUCGCAAGUGAAGCGGACGUUCCGGGCUCAUCGAAGACCAACUCGGACCCGGCGAGUCUCUCGCUUUUCUUUGUUGAUACGACACGCGAUUCGUCGUAUCGUGACCGAAUCCCAGUACAGGGAACAACAUCCUACGCAUCGGACGACCCUGACGCGGAUUCCAGCGAAGAAGUUAUCUUAUUCAAAGGACGUAAUCAUCCACGCAAACCCAAAUCUCCGGUAGCCCAGGCAUUUGACUUGGCGAAGCUACGUUCGGAGAUCCACGUCGUCAGCGAAGCCGCCUGCACCAGUGCCAUCAAGAGAACGUUAGAAGACGAUUCCCCGAAAACAUUCCACAACCACGAACCAGCAUCCAAAAACAUCAGCAAGGAGAAGAGGCGAAAAGCCCGGAAAAAAUGCAUUACUCGACCACGUUCCGUAGUAAAAAAGGAGGACGAAGUGCUAGCAGACUACAUCGCAAAUAUGAGACAAUAUGAAAGCGAGGAUAAAGCGGACCUCAGCGAUCUCGAUGGCUUGAUCCGGACUCUCGACAGCACCCAAAAAGAGUCUCCAAUCGAAGAUCAUUGUUUGGCUGGUGGCACUGGUGCAGAGCAAAGGGUAGAGAUGUCCUCAGGAAUAUCCCUUGGUAAUUUCGAUGCCGAGAUGCGUACGACAGACGCAACACGCAGCCAUGAUACAGAACCAGCCGACAAGGAUUCCCCUCCAAGCAUUCAUUCACCAAGCGACGACGAUAUAGCAGAAGAGGAAGACUUUGUCGCGAUGUGCUCCCUGAACAGGAUGGGAAUAGGUCCCGUCGAUACCGACUACAUGAGCUGGGACGUGACUCCAGAGAGCAGGCGCAAACAGAAGAAAAGCAAAUUACCUCAAUUUGGUAUCUCUGACUCAGAACUCGAGGGGCAGAUGCAGACAGCAUUCAACCGGAACAGAUUAAAGAAAGCCGAGAGAAAGAGGGAGCGUCAGGAACUCCGAGCAUUGGGUCUUCUUGGCCGCAAGACUGAGCCACAAGACCUACGAGCGAAGUAUCCCCACCGCAUGGCUCUUGAUCAGAUUGCGGAUGAACUGAGGUCAUUUCUCCUUGGUGCCCAGAGCAGUUCAACAUUGCCUCCGAUGGACAACCACGCCCGAAAGGUCAUUCAUGAAUUAGCUAACAAGUUCUACAUCAAGUCGAAAUCGACCGGGGCUGGAAACCAGCGCCGUCCUACACUUACCCGGACUGUGAGAACGUUUAAGUACUCGGAAGACGUUUUUGACGUGGCCAUAUCUCAAGUCGCCCGUAAAUAUUACCCUACGCGCGAUAUUGCGGGCAGCACAGCUUUGCAAAAGAGUUCGGGCCGACGAGGUGCUGGGCAUUCCGCCACUAGCUAUCGCGACGGUGAGGUUGUCGGGGGCUCGGCACCAGAACUUGGCCAGGAAAAUCGUGGGCGAGCCAUGCUCGAGAGAAUGGGUUGGAGUAAUGGCACAGCUUUGGGCACCAUGACGAACAAGGGCAUUUUGCAGCCUGUUGCCCACGUCGUGAAGCUGGGAAAGGCCGGGCUUGGUUAGCCAUCCAUCCUGUGCGAGACACAAACUGGCUAAAUUGUCAAGGGCAGGUUUGAAGUAGUGGAAGUCGGGUGAUAGUAAAAGACGUAGAGUUCAUGUGUUAAUAAACCGUUG